Messenger RNA from Lytechinus variegatus (green sea urchin), 2145 nucleotides. RefSeq names its product G2/mitotic-specific cyclin-A-like. The transcript has 8 exons. The record is from RefSeq and is a predicted model, not a curated record. Gene Ontology annotation, molecular function: cyclin-dependent protein serine/threonine kinase regulator activity. Gene Ontology annotation, cellular component: nucleus; cyclin A2-CDK2 complex; cytoplasm. Gene Ontology annotation, biological process: mitotic cell cycle phase transition; regulation of cyclin-dependent protein serine/threonine kinase activity. NCBI's taxonomy places the organism in Eukaryota, Metazoa, Echinodermata, Echinoidea, Temnopleuroida, Toxopneustidae. The coding region runs from base 373 to 1752 and encodes 459 amino acids.
AAUAAAUUUCUGUUUUUACCUUUUUACCAAAUCAAUUGGAAUUCUUGGAAGAUUUCUGGCAUAGCACUUCAUUCAAGGGUGUUCGACCACACCCUUGGUAUUCUUAAUUGGCUCUUGUUCGAUUGGAAAGAGUUAUUUGCGGACGGCAUCGUCAUCGUGAAACCGUUGUUUCGCAUAACUCAACUGCACGUUAAUUUCAGCGGGAGUGCAGUAGACAAGCCAGCUUGGCACACGGGGUGAAAGCCAACGACAGCAUCGGUCAGAUGACAGUGGCUUGCAGCAACUGCUUGAGAGAGACAAAAAAAAAACAGGCCAAGACGUUCCAGCUUCCUUUAGAUUUUCUCUGACCUGUGAAUUUAGACACUGAAAACUAUGGCUUUUUCAAUUGGUAGUUCAAACAGUGACAUGACAAACAUGGCACAAGGAGGGCAGCAGUUUGGAGGAAGGAAAACAAAGCGAGAUGACAUUGCAAGCAGAAACGGACCCCAGGCAUGCAAAAGGGCGGCAUUGGGCACAAUAACGAACACUUCAUCGACAAGAGUACAACCUGCUCGAGCUGCCAAACAAUUUAGGGUUUCUGGGGAGAACUCAUUCCCUGUGUUUCAAGAUGAGAAUGCACACUCAAGGUUACAACAGGGCAAAUCAUUUGUGAUUCCGUCCGCCGCUGCAGCACCAGCCUUUUCCAUUCAUGUGGACACAACAUCAGCGUACGUCCAACCUCCAACUACGUCAACGUCCUGCAAGAGCACAGACAAAGAAAACGAACAUAUACUGUUAGACACUGCUCUGUCACUCCCGGUUCCCCCUCAAGCCCAAAGAAUUCCUCUUAGAAGUUCAGGUCCUGAUGUAGAAGAUAACAAUGUCAGUCUCAUUGAAGAGACAUCGUCAGAGUAUUCACCUAUGCUUCUGGAUACAUCCCUGGAUGCGAAGUGCAUAUCACCUCAGACACUGGUUGCCGAACGUGACUUAUCCUUGGGAGAACCAGAGUAUUCAGAAGAGAUCUAUCAGUACUUGAAGAUGGCAGAGCUGAAGCACAGACCAAAGCAUGGAUAUAUGAGGAAACAACCGGACAUCACGAACAACAUGCGAUGCAUUCUGGUCGACUGGUUGGUCGAGGUAUCUGAAGAAUACCGUCUUCACAACCAAACUCUAUACCUAGCCACAGCGUUCAUCGAUAGGUUCCUAUCGCAGAUGAGCGUACUGAGGGCGAAGCUCCAACUCGUUGGUACUGCAAGCAUGUUUGUAGCAUCUAAAUAUGAAGAGAUCUACCCUCCAGAUGUGAAAGAGUUUGUCUACAUCACCGAUGACACCUACUCCAUCAAGCAGGUCCUACGUAUGGAGCAUCUGAUCCUCAAGGUCUUAUCGUUCGAUCUCGCUGGACCGACAAUCAACUGCUUCUUGCCAAGAUUUCUCAAGGCAGCUCAGGCCAACUCGAAGACAGAACAUCUCACACAGUACCUUGCCGAGUUGACUUUGCAAGAGUAUGACUUCAUCAAGUAUGUCCCGUCAAUGAUCGCUGCUUCAGCUGUAUGCCUUGCCAACCACACAGUCAACAAUGAAGGAUGGACCCCAACGAUGGCGCACUACACUGAUUACCAGCUUUCUGACAUUUAUCCCUGUCUACAAGACCUUCAUCAGCUAUUCAUCAAGGCACCUACCAUGGAUCAGCAAGCCGUCAGAGAAAAAUACAAGUCACAAAAGUACAGCGGAGUUUCUACGACACCAGUCCCCACUACUCUCCCCACUCUAUGAUAAUGGACUCGCAGUGUGCCCUGGAAAAGGGACAAACAGAAGAUAUUUCGAGACUAGAUCAUUUAGACAUUAUCUGUCAUGUAGUCUCAGGGACCAGACUCCCUUUGAAAAGGAUUCCUGAACCUCCAAGGAACAGUACUUUGUCCAAUGAACCAAAGGACAGCACUAGUUGGGUCAUUUGAGAAAAUCCUGUGAUUGGUUACAGUGACCAUGUUCGUUGACCUGUUUUUGCAGUCAUUCUGCAUUUGAAAUCCUUCAAGCUAUCGGAUGUGAUUGAUUAUUUAUAUUUUUAAUACAGGUGUGAUUUUCAAAGUUUAAUUGUUACGCACCUUUUUAACCUUGAACCCAACGUUAUGCACUCUAUCCCCUAUGACAUGACUUUUUUAUCUGUUU